AUGCGCGACAGCUCCUCACCUGCACUUUCAUCACCACCUUCCGGCUCUAUUUCAGACCCCGGCUCGCCGUUAUUCGGUCGGCCAAACAACAACGAUAUGGAUAUGGACGAGAUCAUAGUAGAUCCCUCCCAACCUCGCUUCGGUGUCGUCACAGGAGACCAACCGCCUCAACCGGAAGUCCGCCUUACCGCUGCUGGUUUGCCACGAAAGAAGCCUGGUCGCAAACCUGGCUCUACCGUCAAGCCUAAGAACCCCGACGAGCCGCCCAAGGUGCGCCGACCUCGAAAGCCUCGCGAUCCCAAUGCGCCGCCCAUUCAAAGGAAGAGAAAGUCGGCACCUGCUGCGGAUGCCGAUGCAGGCUCAGAUUCGAAGUCCCUUGCCGCCGCAGCCGCAUCUUCCUCCACGCCGCCUCCCUCUCGACAGACCAAGAUUACAGACCUCGUUGGCAUGAGUUCCUCUUCCCGACCUGGCUCUGCUCAGCCCGAACACACAGCGCAAAAGGCACCCAAGCGGGAGGAGAUGCCGCGUUCAAUGCAAAGCAUCUUGAACGCAGAGCCCGAGCCCGAGCCGAAACCACAAAAUACCGUUCUCCCCACGCGUACUAGCGGACAGGGUUACGAUCCUAUCCGUGGGAGCUACGAUCCAGUCAGAGGCAUCUUUGGUAGUGCCUCAUCUCCAAGACCCGCAACACAAACUGUCAACCGACCUAGCGCGUCUCCCUCUAUCGCAAGCUUGGUAGAUCCGCCCACGCAGAGUGUCACGUCGCCUUCCGCACAGAAUUUUCGCAUUGCAUCUACUGCUCAGUCACGAACUGAGAAUGUUUCUGUGCCAGCAUCUCCAUCAUACCCUGCCAGAUCAAUUCCUCAAGCGAUCUCAAAGCCACCUGCCCCCGAACCGAAGAAGGCCCUCGCACCCCCGCCAGUUCCAGCUAUCAAGGCGGACGCGAAGCUGAAGGAUGCUGCGUCAACUGCUGGUUCUGUCGCCAGCAAGAAACAUUCACCAAAGCAAAAGCCACAGAAGUCCGGUGUCUCUUCACCGAAGCUGAAUGCUUUGGACGAUUCUCGUGAUAUAGUCGGAGAUCGUUCAAUUCUCGACUUUGGCAGAGCCGAGACUGGUAAGGAGUACAAGGCCCCGGAUAUUGUCCUGGACAUUCCUAUCAAGCCCGGCGAUACGAAUAUCUACGUCAACGUGAUGCGUAUGGCUGAGGAGAAGUAUGGCUGGGAUGCUCUGCACCCUCGCCUGGCCGAGAAGCGAGAUCGCAAGGCCCGCAUUGCUGCUGCCUCGGCUGCCUUGGAGAAAACGGCGUCAGGCCAGGAAUCUGGCGACGAAAUGUCCGAGGACUCAGACAAGGAAGCUAGUAACGUGGAGAUGGGCGGUAUGACGAGUGGUGCCGACCUUCCCGAGAAGCCGAAGAAGAAGAAGCGCAAUUUCAAAGAAGACGAGUACGACAAGGAUGAUGACUUUGUCGACGAUUCCGAGCUUCUGUGGGAGCAGCAGGCGGCUGCCAGCCGAGAUGGCUUCUUCGUGUACUCUGGACCUUUGGUGCCAGAGGUUGAGAAGCCUGCGGAUACAAGACCUGACGGACUGCCUAAGCGUGGUCGUGGAAGCAGAGGCGGCCGUAUUGGCGGCCGUGGCGGUACGACUCGAGGCGAAGGCGGCACUGGUCGUGGGGGCGGACCAGGCUCCCGAGGUGGUCGCGGAUCCCGAGGCGGCUCUCUUACUCGCAAACCGCGUAUCACCAAGUCUGAAAAGGAGCAGCUCGAGCGCGAGAAGGCCGAUCGCCAGCGACAGGCUGAGCUAAGCGCCAAGUCUACGAACGGCUACUCACUUCAGCCGCAGACGCCCUCCUUUGCAGCUGGAAUGGCAGGCGCGUAG
Molecule: messenger RNA, 1875 nt
Organism: Colletotrichum acutatum
Lineage: Eukaryota; Fungi; Ascomycota; Sordariomycetes; Glomerellales; Glomerellaceae
Exons: 2
Coding region: 1-1875 (624 amino acids)
Source: RefSeq, a predicted model, not a curated record